UUUUAUUAGUCGCUUUCGGUCGAUGUGUUUUGGGGGAGAAGUUUUGCCUUAAGGUCCUUUAUAGCUUAAAGCACAAUAACGAAAGCUAAAACGUUAAAGAGCAGAAUCCGCUUGCCUGAGAACAGCCCUGUUAACAAGCUAGCGGUUGUUAGCAUGUAGCUUGCAGGUGUUUUUGCUGUCAGCUCUUGUACACCAUGGACCAGAAGAUCCCAUAUGAUGACUACCAGCUCCCAGUGGUGUUCCUACCUUCUUAUGAGAACCCACCGGCAUGGAUAGCGCCACAGGAGCGUGUUCAUCACCCUGACUACAACAAUGAGCUCACACAGUUCCUACCACGCACCAUCGUACUGAAGAAACCUCCAGGGGCGCAGCUGGGCUUUAACAUCCGCGGGGGCAAGGCCUCCCAGCUGGGAAUUUUUAUAUCCAAGGUGGUUCCAGACUCCGAUGCCCACAGGGCAGGACUACAGGAGGGAGACCAGGUGCUCUCUGUGAAUGAGGUUGACUUCCAAGACAUAGAGCACUCCAGGGCUGUGGAGAUUCUGAAGACUGCUCGAGAAAUUCUGAUGAGGGUGCGCUUCUUUCCUUACAACUACCAGAGACAGAAGGAGAGGACUGUGCACUAGGUGGCAGCAGAUCACCUAGAGGGAGACAUGAACUAGGGGAGGGAGCUAGAGCGAGAGAGCCUCCGUGGGACUGAUGUCCUUGGUGGAUGGAUACGUCACCACACGUCAUGAUCCUCCUCCCACAGACUCCAGCCUCCAUUCUGUCUCAGCUUCAGGAUGACUGAUAAUAUGACUAAUGGACCAAUUCAUCGUUCUACAUGCAAGCACAGCACAUGAAACACUGUUUUCUCUCUCAGCCACACAGCGAGACACUCUCCCGUCUACUGUGACCAGUGUUGUUCCAUCAGGUAGAGGGAAAACCAAGAGGCAUGGCUGACAUGCUGCUUUUUAUAAUCCAUAACAAAAGUUUUUAGCAUUGAUAGUUUGUUUUGUAACAUUUAGACACUUACAGUUAUUGAAUUAACCAUCGCCAUACUGUUCACCUGGAACUCAAGCCUUGGUUACGUGCAGCUCGUCACAGAAUCAGAUCACUUUGAUCACCGAGUGCAAUAAAUGUACACAUUUGCCUCGGUGUUUUUUUAAUACUUAGAGAUAUUACGAUAUAAGGACAGCAGGACCUCAACAUAGUUCCAAUAGGCUGUAAACUGUAAAUAUCACUGUAUAAAGAUACAUUCAGCUUUUCGAUUAUCAGCAGUUAUGUCAGUGUGUAUGAAAGAUACAGUGUGUAUAUACUGGUAUAAAUUUAGUUGAAUGACGAGCAUCAAGAACCCGGUAUUGCGUUGAUACUGUGAAGUAGUAAAUUAAGAUGAAAUUUAAAAAAAAAAACAAAAAAAAAAAACAUUUUCCUACCAGGUUACACAUGGAAUUGAUUAUGCACUCAUACUCACACUACUUAUUUAAUUUGUAUAUUUUAGAUGCCAAACUCUUGAUAUUGAUUAUAAUUUUCUACAUGCUCUUAAGGUGGUGAAAAAAUGGACUGUAUAUUGUAACUUGAUAUUUGAUGUAAAUUAAAUUAGAUUAUUAUUGCCUGAUUAGGUGGUAUAAGGAUGACUGAACCACAGAGCCUCUGAACUGGUGUGUACAUUUCAACACAACAAUCCAAGAGUCAUUUAGCCUUUUGAGUGGUGUGGUGGGUAGAUGGAUGGAUGGAUGGAUGAUUGGAUGUCUUUUUUCUGUACAAUAAACAAAACAUAACUCUAUAUUGUUAUGCAUGCAUUAACUAAGAGAAUAAUAAAGAGUACACAAUUUAGCUUAUGUUUUAAUGCAGUGCAUCCACUAUGGUUAAAAAAGGAAUCUCUCAAACCUUAAUCAGGAUCCUGUCUGUACAGAAAACAAGUAAAUAAAGGAUAACAAAAUAUGCAGCCACUUUCUCCUCUAAAUUAAAAGGGUUUGACUCACAGGUUUUCCACUUCAUCCCACAGUUAGGUAUACUAAGUGGCUCCGACACAACACAUGAUCAGCUUCCAUACAGUUCUGUGUAUAUCAAAUACCUCCAAAACAAUACAUCAUGAUCUGUUAGGAGGUCAGACACACCCACUGGAUCAGCAUGUAUAGCACGUAGAUGUAACCUGACAGAUAUGAACAGCAAGUCAUCCACAGCAUAUUGGCAGAAUCAUUUCAAACAAACGUACAGGUCUCAGACAAAGGAUUUGAACAGACCCAGCCCUUAUGUAACCCCCCCCCCCUCCCCUUUGUGCACUGACAGGUGAAUCCAAGCUCCACAGAAAUGACAUUCAGGCUUGACAUUCUUGAACAGAUGGGCUACACGGUACAGUACGCUGCCCUGUCAUGAUACACUGGCACUGUAAACGUGUUGCUGCCGUAUCGCAGUAUGCAUCAAGUUCAUUGUAAAGAUGGAUUUUAAUACAUGUGAUGCAGCAAAACGUAAGCCUGUUGGUGCACAGCUAAUAGUUGACAUCAUUGAGAUCAUUUGUUUUUGUCCACAGAUGUACCACCUAAUUUUCAUGAGCCUGAUCUCAUGGAAUUCAGAAUUUAAUUAUGAAGAAAAAUAGAGAGAGGAGUGUAUCUUCUUUGGAAGAUGAAUGAAAUCCAACACGGGGCUCCCUUUUUUUCUCCUUUCUAAUAAUUUGAUUUAUUUCUCUUCAGGGGACAUGAGCUCAUGUGUUGACAUUUUUUUUAUGAGGUGUGUGUUUUGCUUUUUCGUUCAUUGUGAUUCAUAUCUACAUUUUGUAUGUACGUGGGUUUUAGGAUUUUUUUUUCAUCCAUUUUGAGUCGUCUGCUCUGUGAUGUCACUUCCUGUCAUUUCCCAUAUAUGUCUUGUUUGAGUCUCAACACUGAUUAGUCACCCUGACGGAGGCCUGUGUGCUGCAAUGCGAAGGUGCGUCUUAACCUUUGCCAUGCAUUAGCCAUACUAAUAAAGGCUUUUUUAAACCUUUCUCACACAACUGCCUUGGUCAACAUCUUUUUUGCAUCAAAAUAAAACUUCAUUGAAAUAUUUUUGUUUGCCCCUCUUGUUUGAGUGUGACAUUUUUUGAGUCUUAGUUACUCUAGUCUGAUUGCAUACUUGUAAGAGCUCAUCCUGAGUCAUGCAGCUUAUCUCAAGUAUGUUGGGCCGGUUUGCUCUGGUAACAGCGGCCCAACUUGUUGUUCCACUUUGGAUGGGUUUCUGCUGAGAGUGACAUCAGAAGUCAUUUGAAAACUAGAGUAAAUCACAGUCAUUACCAAAGCAUGUUAACCUUGUGGGGUUUAUUUAAAAAAAGACACGUCAAGACAAUGUGACACUGGUAAUGUCAAAUAACUUCAGAAACCAAACUUCAAGAGCUGAGCUUGUCUAAUUUCAGAGUCCCUCUUUGCUCUGUCAUAACUUCAUCUGAGCAGACAGUAACUUAAAUAAAUAAUCUUAGGAGUGUCCAAUCCUUCAGGUACAAUACAAUAUUUAACUUGGGGGGGAAAAAUGAUUGUGCCUUAAGAUUUUAAAUCACUGAGCUCACCAAUUAAUCCCACUGACUUACAACUUACUACGUACAAAUCCUGUGUUGUAUAACUUAGUGUGAUGAAUUCCAUUGCACAACAAUUCAAUAAAUACAAUAUUUAAAUAUAAAGCUGCAGGGAUUUCCUUGUUUUAAAAAAGUGGGGUGGAUAGAUACUGGCAAAUAUACAGUGACAAUGGAGUGAAAUUGUUUAUGUGUGUUGUAAACGCAAUAACUGUAUUUCUGUUAGACAGACUGACUCUCUGUCCAGGCCCAUAGCUCCUGUACAAACUAAAUUAAGGGUGAUUUCAACAAUUUGACUAAAUGCAUGGGUGUGAUUAAAAAAACAAAAACAAAAACAAAAAAACAAAGUGAUUAAAAUGUCAAGUGUGUCCAAUAAAGGCUCCAAUAACUUUGCCUCAAUGUUUACAUUCACCAAAAAUUAAAAAGGGGUUAACUAAAACAAUUUCUAUGUUUUCACAAGUAAAUCAACAGUGUAAGUACAGAUGUCAAGCGUACAUGGACCAAAAAAAAAAAAAAA
Molecule: messenger RNA, 4034 nt
Organism: Myripristis murdjan (pinecone soldierfish)
Lineage: Eukaryota; Metazoa; Chordata; Actinopteri; Holocentriformes; Holocentridae
Gene: pdzd11
Product: PDZ domain containing 11
Exons: 6
Coding region: 195-623 (142 amino acids)
Molecular function (GO): protein binding
Source: RefSeq, a predicted model, not a curated record